AUGUACGAUGCCUCACCGGACGCAAGGAGCAUCGACGGCGAAGAUUCGAGGCCACCGGCGCGGGAGAUGACUUGGAGUGCAGGCGACCUGGCGUCGGAGCUAAGGGGGCACGCACCGGGCAUGUGGCGAUCAGGCGACGGAGCGCGCACGAACGGAGAGCGUGACCGCGUGCAAGGAUUUGCGAAAGCUGCCAGGAGCGUGGCGGGGAAGGCGGGCGGCGGAUCUGGAGCCCGCGAAGGGCGACACGGCCGGCGAUUUUCCCAGGGCCCGGGGCCAUCGCCGAGAGCUGCCGGAACAAGAGGAUCCAAUUGUCCCGGAUCGAUGGGCGAAGGACGCGCCCUUCCAAAUGCCACGACGCCGCCACAUCCAGGAAAUAGAGCGGCCUCGCGAGGACGCGAGGCGCCCCUUAGGAAGCUCGAUUACAUACAGAAUAAUAUUAUAGUACCUGUUAUACAGGAAAUAUUAACUCUUUUAAGACCUCAGAGAUUAGAAGUCUUUCAAGAAACAGUUGUUCCUACACUGCCGAUUGACAAUGACGCACAACUUAAUGAAUUUGAGGAGUAUCUUUCUACUACUGAAAAUUAUAACAACAUGAAAUUAAAAUUUAAUCAUGUUGGAAUAAGUCAUGGUGCAGCGGGAACUACAAGAAAAAUACUGAAAAGUCUUAUUACUUCAAAACAUUUGUAUGUGAAAUUGAUGGUGAACAUGAUAAGGAAGACUAUGUUUACUGAGUGGGUGAACGAUUAUAAGAAGAGGAUGAAGAAUUAUGGAACGAAUCUUGUUGCGUCGCGAGAAGAGACUAUGAUAAGUCGUGCUGAAUCGCGUGAAUUAAUAUCUGCUGUGUCGGAAGAAGAUGACGACGAUGGUAUGCCGGCUUUGGUGCCUGCGGUAUGUGUUAGCGAAAAAUUGCAAUCUGUUGGACAUGGCGAUCUUGUUGCCUCAUCGUCUGCGCCGCCUGCUAAGCGAGGUGCUGUGAGUCUUGACGUGGAAUCCGUUGACAAAAUGAAGAGCAAGUCGUCUGGAGGUUUCGAUUCCUUGUUUGAUGUGCCGAUCGAGUCGUAUGGAAUUCAGCAAUAUGUAUCUAAAGUUGACAAUAAACCAGUCAGCUGGUCGCGUGGGCCUCCCGUACCGCCUGUGUCCGACAAUUUUGUGCAUAAAGCGAUUUCUUCAGAGUCAACACAAGUAAUUGAAGAUGCCAUUAAAGAUUGGUUGAAACAAGCCAAGACUAGAGUUAUGUCACGAUUAUUGGUUGAACCAAGCCAAGACUAGAGUUAUGUCAUAUUUUAUAAUCAUUUCCUUUAUU
Messenger RNA from Wasmannia auropunctata (little fire ant), 1303 nucleotides. RefSeq lists its product as uncharacterized. Lineage: Eukaryota; Metazoa; Arthropoda; Insecta; Hymenoptera; Formicidae. The transcript has 6 exons. The record is from RefSeq and is a predicted model, not a curated record. Bases 1 to 1269 code for a protein of 422 amino acids.